AUUAUUUACCUUGGUUUCUCGCACUGAACUUUCCAAUAAACGCUGCACUCAUGAUUUGUGACGUAAUUUGGCUUGUUUCUAUAGAAUAGUUCUCGUUAUCAACAUGUCUUAUACAAAGAAGACACCAGUCUCACAGAAACAAGAUAAGGAAGGUGCAUCAUCUACCACUUUAGCAGCAGUAGCAUUCCAAGAUCACCUUGUCCGCUCACUUAAUUUAGGAGCGCCUGUCAGAAUAGGACCCAGACAGAUAGGACUAGGUCCCGCAGCGAAAGCCAAACAGAAACAAAAGAAAGAGAUCAAAUCCCAGACAGAUACCGGACUGAGAAAACCCAGGCCAAAAGAAUAUGCCAAGAAAGAAGAACAAGAGUAUGUAUUGGAUGCAAAGCCAAUUUCCUUGACUCUAGCACAAAAGUUGGGAUUGAUUGAUGCCCCCGAUCUACCUCUCUCUGAAAAUGAAUGGCAAAAUGUAAAAUUCAAGUCAAAUGAAAGAGAUGACUCCAAAUUACCAUGCGUCAUCUGCAAAGAAGACUUUGGAACCCAAGAGCAGGUGUUGCUGUCUUGUUCCCAUGUUUUCCAUCGGGCAUGCUUACAAGCUUUUGAAAGAUUCACUGGCAAGAAAACCUGUCCAAUGUGUCGUAAAGAACAGUAUCAAACACGAGUAAUUCACGAAGGUGCAAAAGAGCAUCGACAUAAAUGUGCCACAAGCAUCCAGGCUGCUUGGAGAGGCUAUGUGGUUCGUUGCUGGUAUCUGAAGUUAAGGGAGACAAUUCCACCCACAGAUCCCAAGCUUCGCAAAAAAUUUUAUGCAACUAAGCUAUCCAGUAUUACAGACAGAAUGUUGAGAUCCUGCGACUUCAACAUUGAUGUCUUUUUAACCGAAAUUGAUGAGAAUCUAGCAGCAAGUCGUGCAGUGUUCCGCAACUUUGAUGCUACUUUCAACAUAAUGACAGAAGAACAAUGGGAAGAAAUUCAACUAAAGGCUGUAAUGAGACAGGAGGUAGAGUGCCCUAUCUGUUUAGGAGCUCUGGUUUUACCUGGAUACAUGGGGAAUAGUUCAAACCAUGCUUACACUACACAAGAACUUCAUCAUACCAUGUCAAGUAUGUCCAAACUCCCUGAACAAACAGACUCCAGGAGAUCAGGGGACAAAAGCACAGGCCCCAUAAUCACCAAGCCAACUUCUCACAGCAUGAAUACCAAUCAACCUAACUGUAAUUCUAAAUCAUGUACAAGAAAGACAGUUCUCCUGUCCUGUUCUCAUGUGUUCCACGAGACAUGUUUACGAACCUUUGAGGAGCUCGGCUGCGAGGAGAGACCCGUGUGCCCGGUCUGUCGUUCCCAGUACCAGAAACGGAUCAUCAGCUUGUAACUUUCUUACAAUGUCACUUAUAUAAAUAUACACUAUAUAGCAUUAAGAUGAUUUUUAGUACAGAUGAGUAAUAAUUCAUCUUACUGUGCUUGAAUUUUCCUCAACUGUUUGUAUGCACUACAAGAAUGGAUAGUUCACAUUAGAAAUGCUAAAGCAAACAUUAGCAAUGUGUUAUUUUAAAAUGCUACAAAAAUUUGCAGUGAUUGAAUUCACUAUCCUUUGCAUUAUUUCCGUAACUCAAUAAAUGACAUAUUUAGAACCAAAAAAAAACCCAACAUAUCCCCCCCCCCCCCCAUAUAUUGCAAAAGAUUUAAUUUAAAAUGUCUGUAAUGAUAAAUGAAAAAUAAGGUUAUCUGUUAGUCAGGGGCAACCACAGUACUACAAUGUAGGUUUGAUCUCUGGAUGAGUCAGGCAAACAGUUUUUAAGAUUCAGAGUGAAUUGAUUUAAGAUUCAAAAUUAAAAGGAGGCAGAUCUUGUGACUUGAAAACCAUUUGGUGUAAUUUACUCUUUAGGGGGAGGAGUCAUUUACUCUUUAGGGGGAGGAGUUGAUUUACUCUUCAGCGGUAAGAGUUAUUUACUCUUCAGUGGUAGGAGUUAUUUACUCUUUAGGGGGAGGAGUUAUUUACUCUUUGGGGGGAGGAGUUAUUUACUCUUUAGGGGGAGGAGUUAUUUACUCUUUAGGGGGAGGAGUUUUUUUACUCUUUAGGGGGAGGAGUUUAUUUACUCUUUAGUGGGUACCAGAGUACCAAGUUUGAUGUAUGUCAUACAAAGGGUUCACAAUAUAUUAAGCAGACAGUAUUUUCUUAUGUCCAGAGAAGUUUAACCCUUGACCUUGUGAUCUCAGUCUAUAGGGGUCACCUACUAGUGCUCAUUAGGAUGAACCAGUGUACCAAGUUGGAUAUUUGUCAGACAAAGGGUUCUCAAGAUACUGAGUGGACAAUAUCUUCAAUAGCUAGAGUAAUUUGACAUGGUGACUUCAAAAUCUAUAGGGGUCAUCUACUCCAUAGGUAAAACCUUUGUACCAGGUUUGAUGUUGAAAGAAAGGUUUCUAAAAAUAUUGAGGAAGCAGUAUCUCAUAGUAUAUCCAGAGUGAUAUGACCUUGCACCCUUAAAAUCAAUUGGGGUCAUCUACUUCUCAAGGGAACAAAUGUACCCCAUUUGAUAUCCCUCAAGAAUAGGGUUAUCAGGAUCUUGUGCAGACAGUAUCUUCCUAUGUUCAGAGUAAAUUAACCCUUGUCCUUUAACUUGUGACCUCAAAAUCAAUAGCUAUAGGGGUUGUCUACUUUUUUGCAUGGGGAACCCGGUUUAAAAAUUUGAUGUCUGUAAAGCAAAGGCUACUUUAGAUAUUGGGCAGACAACACUUGGUUUACAGCCCAAAACACCACCUAACCUAUAGGUGAAAACCAAUAUCCAUUUUUCAAGUUUGGUACAAAACUAAUUGUGAUCUUCUGGAAUUAUGUUUUUAUUAAAAUUGCCUUUUAAUAGAAUUCUUGACUGUAAAGACAUUUUUAAAAAUUAAUUUCUCGAGGUACAUUGUAAGCAGUGUUUUGUAUAGAAUGAAUACAUCUGUACAUACAGCAAAUUAUAUUAUAAUGAAGUGCUAGGUACAAGUGAAAUUACUUCAUUAUACACAAACUUCAUUAUGUACAUUGUGUAUAAUGACUUAUUGGCAAUCCAACUAAAAAGUUUGCUAUGCAAGAAAUACUUUUAACUGAAAGCUUAUUAAUUGCAUUAUUAAAAAAAAGAAUAAAU
This is a messenger RNA of Ostrea edulis (European flat oyster), 3122 nucleotides long. RefSeq names its product RING finger protein 32-like. Lineage: Eukaryota; Metazoa; Mollusca; Bivalvia; Ostreida; Ostreidae. The coding region runs from base 104 to 1369 and encodes 421 amino acids. The record is from RefSeq and is a predicted model, not a curated record. Gene Ontology annotation, molecular function: protein binding. The transcript is spliced from 9 exons.